Messenger RNA from Melitaea cinxia (Glanville fritillary), 1611 nucleotides. RefSeq names its product bile salt-activated lipase-like. The record is from RefSeq and is a predicted model, not a curated record. The transcript has 3 exons. NCBI's taxonomy places the organism in Eukaryota, Metazoa, Arthropoda, Insecta, Lepidoptera, Nymphalidae. The coding region runs from base 199 to 1611 and encodes 470 amino acids.
CAAGUUCAAGUUAAUGAAGGUAUCAUACAAGGACAAGUUGUGAGUAAUCCGUAUGGAUGUCCCUUCUUCAGCUUUAAAGGUAUCCCUUACGCUGAGCCACCGGUUGGAAAUCUGAGAUUUCAGGCCCCCCAACCUAAGACACCAUGGGAAGGAAUUCACAAUGCGACAGAACAUGGAUCACAUUGCUACAAAUACGAAAUGUUCACAAAUGAAACUAACCUGCCCACCGGAAGUGAAGACUGUUUGUACCUCAAUGUGUAUAGUCCAAACAUUGUGCCGUCAACACCCUACCCUGUUAUGGUAUUUAAUUAUGGUGGUGGCUUCGUGAGCGGCAGUGGCGAUGAUCAUGCAUACGGACCACAAUUUUUGGUAAGAAAAAAUGUAGUCGUUGUUACCCUUAACUACAGACUUGAAAUCUUGGGUUUUCUCUCUCUGGAAACAGAUGCUAUCCCAGGUAAUGCUGGAAUGAAAGAUCAAGUGGCAGCAUUAAGAUGGAUAAAAGAAAACAUUAGAAAGUUUGGUGGUGAUCCUGAUAAUAUUACGAUAUUUGGGGAGAGUGCUGGUGGAGUAAGUGUCUCAUUCCACUUAGUAUCACCCAUGAGCAAAGGUCUCUUCAAACGAGCUAUCACACAAAGUGGUACGCUAACCUCGUGGUGGCCAAACACGUUUGGAGCACGAGACCGAGCUUUGCUACUCGCUAAACAACUCAGAUGUAACUCAACAGACGACAAGGAACUUUAUGAGUUCUUUAAAGCGCAACCGAAGGAAAAUCUUGUUAAUAAAAGAAUAUCGGUUUCAUAUCAGCAAUCCACAAAAGACACUCUGGAUGUUUCCUUUGGUAUUGUUUCAGAAAAAGAAUUUGGCAAUAAAGAAAGAUUCUUUUAUGGACAUCCAUUCGAUGUACUUAGACAAGGUAUACACGAAGGACUGGAAGUAAUGAAUGGUUACACAGAGGACGAAGGAAUACUGUAUUUUGCGACGGGUGUUGACGCAGACAGAGUAUUUGAACAGGCUAAUCACUUCUUAGAAUUCUUCGUUCCCGAUACAUACACCUUAAAUAUUCCUCUAAAUACACAAAUGGAAAUAGGUAGAAGAUUCAAAGAUUUUUAUAUGAAGGACAAGACUGCGUCCAAGGAAACUUUGGAUGAUUUAUUAAAAUAUUUUAACAUGGAACUGUUUGUAUAUGGAACAAUUAGUCAAAGCAAAAUAAUUGCAAAUAAUAAGAAUAAAAAUUAUUUGUACAAAUUCACUUGUAAAUCUGAGAUCAAUUUGUUUACGUUCUUCACAGGAUUAGAUCAACUUUUUAAUUAUAGAUCCGUUGUGGCUCAUAGUGAUGAUCUCGGUUACAUAUUCCCAAUAGCAAAUGUUGAUAUGAAUUCAACUAUAUUUAAAAUGAUUAAACAGGUAGCAACCCUAUGGACGAACUUUGCGAAAUACGGUGAUCCGACGCCUGAUGACAGCUUGGACGUCAAGUGGAUGCCGUUUACAGUUGAAAAUCAAGACUACUUGGAUAUUGGCGAGAAUUUAGUUCCUGGGACACAUCCGGAGAAAGAAGAGGUGGAAUUUUGGGAGAGAAAUUUCAGGGAAUUUUUGCCGGAAUAUGCUCCAUAA